This is a messenger RNA of Drosophila santomea, 363 nucleotides long. RefSeq lists its product as uncharacterized. Bases 1 to 363 code for a protein of 120 amino acids. Lineage: Eukaryota; Metazoa; Arthropoda; Insecta; Diptera; Drosophilidae. The record is from RefSeq and is a predicted model, not a curated record. The transcript has 2 exons.
AUGAAAGCAUCAUUGUUAGUGUGUCUCACCCUGACGACGUUCUUCAUUCUGAACGUCUCCGGCAGCAAUAGCAGCUCCACCGAGGAAGGGUUCGACUAUCCAGUUGGUAUUGUCAUGACCCGUUCUAAAACUAAGUCUCGCAGUUCCCAAGCCUGCCGUCGAAGUGUCCAGAAGAAUUGCUCCUCCUCCGCGAAGACCUGCGGUCGCCUGGGAAGGGCCAACAUUUGCCAGGCUUUCAAGAACGACUGUCAACGCCAACUGAGCAACUGUGGCUCCAGAAAGUUCUAUCGCAAGGUUGACCUGGUCUUCUGUCGAGGCUUGCCCAUCGAUGUCGUGCGACCCUGCGGAAGUGGGCAAUCCUAG